UACGUCAAUCACAUCACAGUCGGCUGCAAAUGAUACUGACGGUAUUAUUUUUAGUUCGGUGGUCGUGUAUUUAUGUUGAAAUAAUAAAGAUAUGUUUCCGUUUUAUUUUUUAAGAAUAUUAUUUUUCGUGGACUGGUUGCCGUGUUCAAGACUUCACCUACUACUACACAAAUCUAAUAUUUGUGGAAACGAUUGACGAGGUCAGGCGGCCAAGUGUCAGUCGGAUGAAAAUGUACCAGGAGCGGGUGGAUACCAUGUGCCAGUGGUUCGACCAGUGGGAUAUCAGCGGUCAAAUGGUUGCUCUGUUCAAGAUGGUAACCAGAGUGAAGCCCACCCAAGCUCGCUUUCUCUCUAUUGCGCUGGAGAAUUGUCUGACUGAGUGUGCUGAGGUCGCCCUGCGAGAGCAAGAGGCCAACAACCCUGGAUACAUCAGCAAUUUGCUGAAUGAACCUAAGGAGAGAGCUAUGGAUGAAUUGCUGCUACAUUUGCCCCUGUUGAGACCAGGAAACAAGGAGGCCAAACACAUGUACCUAGGGGUGUUACCUGUGGUGCUCAACCAUGCCCUGGACAAUAACUUGUACCUGGAGAAAGCUACACAGCUGUUGGUGUAUAUUCUCAUCCACCCUGCUCUCAAGGAGGAUCGUUGCACGUUCGAUGUGUGGCGCAAGUCUUUGGAGGAUAGGAUCAUGAAUAUCGGAGUUAAUCCUGCAGUGACCAAUACAGAGGCGACUGACUCUGCCCAAGGGAAAAUCAGACGCAGCAACAGCCUGACUCCCCCAUUUGCAGUCACUCCUAGCAACGAGUUAUGGACCUCUCAGGAUGAUCUGUCUGUGGUGAGGAGGUCGUCAGGACGCCGGUUCUCCCUGUCACUGUCUGAAGGACCUCCCCUCUCCCCACAGUCCUCCCAGGCAUCGUCUGGCAGUGGUUCAGAGACCCACUUGGACGAUCUGCGACCAGGGUUUGAAGCAGUCGGCAUGAAAGAUGUGCGUCCAUGGCUCAAAACGCUUAGGCUUCACAAGUACUCCCGACUGUUCUCUCAGUUGACCUACGCGCAGAUGUUGAGUUUGACUGAGGAGACGUUUGAAGCGACUGUAGAGUCUGUAGAAGCUGGACCUGUCACUCUGGGGGCACAGCGCAAGAUACUUCUUUCUAUUGCCAAGCUGCGGGACCGUUAUGCCAACUUAUGUCAUCUUGAACAGGAAAUCACAGAGGGUAGUGGAAAAAACUUGCUGUCAGCCAUGGAUGAUGUGAAGACUAUACUGUUGACACCCCUCAAACCCCAUGAAGACACCGACCAGCCUCCUGUUGAUGACCUGCCUUCGCAGAUCACUAGAGUUCUCUAUAAAGUCUGCACUCUGCUGCUUGUUUGUGGAGUCAUGGAUGAUGAAGCCCUCACCACAUUUGUGAACCUGUUGGACACUGCACUCUACCUGGAUGCCUUCACAACUCAACAGAAGAAUAAGAUAAGGUCAUGGAAGUUGCAGAUCUCACAGCACAUCUCUCAGAUCAGGCAGCAGCAACAACAGUAUGGGUACUUGUCUGUGCCACCUGCCAGAUUUCCUCAGCCUGUGAGCCGCCCGUUAUCUGCCCACCCCUUGCGUCACAGUCCCCUGCGCUCACAUCCCCACCACCACACUCAGAGCUUCCUGGCCAAGCGUCCCAGCCUACAGGACAGCCCGUCUGAGGUCAGUUUCUGGCCUGCUGACUGUCAAUAUGGAAGUGCUGAGGAGCCAGGCCACAGCUAUGUCCAGCGCACACACUCUGCUCCCCCCAAUCCCCCGCCAGAGGCCCCAUCUGACACUGACCCAGAGCUCAACUCCCGACUCGAGCGCCUUUGUCUUCGCAUGACUGAGCAGAGUCUGGAACUUUAGUCUGGACGUUUCUCUUGUAACUAUUUUUGUACCUUUUCUAGAUUUAAUGUCAAUUUGUCAUCGCUUUGGGAAAACUUCAAUUCAAAAGCGUACAAUCUUUCACUGUAUGUUAUAUUGUACUGUGAUGCAAAAUAAUUGUCUUUAUUAUAUUCUUUUAUAAUUUAACCGUCUCAAUUUCUAACUAAUUUUACUGCAUGUUUUAUUUUUCAUAAUUCUUUUGCACUCCACCAGCGUACACCAGCUUGUGUACUUUUCACUAUUAAUUUUGAUCUCUUAGAAGUUUUCAUCUCAUUUGUAAUAGCUUUAAGGUUAUUCAAGUCUGGUAUUAUUGUAUCGAGGCUAAAAAACUACUCAAACUAGAUUAUGUGGGUUGUAAAUAUUUGUAAUGUGUAAGUGUAAGGUUCUCUUGGAUGUUGCCUAGUUUGAGUGGGAAGUGUUAAACGUUGUUGUUGUCAGUGGAUCCGUGUUCUGUAAUUGUUUCAAAAGUUCAGUUAAAACUCGAAGGCAUUGCUUCUAUAUCACUGUUGGAAAUAAACAUGAAACACAUGUUUAUCUGAAAUUUAGAACAAAGGUUAUUUCGUUAUUGUGCUAUUGGGUGUUUAAAUUUGUGUUACAAUAUUAUUGAAAUAUUAAUAAUUGAAUUUGAAUUAUACAUGUCAUAUUUCCGAAAUAUAUGUUCUUGCUGACAAUGUGUUGCUGCACUUUCUUCGUCAAUACUAGUGUUUUGAUACCUGACCAGUGGUAUGAAUUAUGCCUUACCAUGUGAAUAGUAUAAUAGGCUGCUAUUGGGCUAUCUGAUUCUGUUGACUCAAUGGCCUAAUGAAGACUGAAUGAAUAAUAGUCAGCUAUAUUUAGGGGUAGAUAUUAGUUUCAUCUUGAUGUAGGUUUCCUUUAUGAAAAAGUGUCUUGACUUUUACUAUGUUUUCGUUGUAUUUUAAUAUAGUUUGUAAUUUUAGGAUGCACGGUUUAUGUGCUGACUAGUUGAUUAGCUUUCUGUUGUAAUCAGAAAUUUUUAUUGUUUUUGAUAAUUUUAUGUUUAGGUUAUUGUGAUUGAUUAGUUUUAAUUUUACAGAGUUAUGUGAUCUGUAAUUGGUAUUAUUUAUUGUCGUUAGUGGAAUUCUGCAAUCACUGAGCCAGUGCUAGUCUCUGUAUUAGCUUUAUUUCAUUAUGUGAUGCUUAUAGAAAUUGUUAUUUUAUUAUUGAAUUUGGGUUUGUGCAUUUACGAAAGUUGUGCAAUACGGGAUGGUUGUGUACUGUGAUUGAUGUGUUGUAAAUACUUAAAUUUAAUAUAUUAAGAUGCGUGUUGCUUAGGAUUAAGUUUUUUACUAUUAUUUUUAUUGUAAAAUAAUAUUGUUUUGCUUAAUUUGUUUGUUAUUAAAAGAAAGUGAGAGGUACAACCAGUUACAAGAUGUGUUGCCUGUACUGUACAUCCUGUUGUGCACAUAAUGUAUUAUAUGUUUCUACCAGGUCAUAAUUCUGUUGUAUUUAAUAUUGUUGUAUUAAUUUAAACAAACAAUGUUUAUACCUGUUAUAUUGUAAUAAAUUUGGCUAUCAAAAUCUA
Homalodisca vitripennis (glassy-winged sharpshooter) is the source of this 3432-nucleotide messenger RNA. It is a transcript of the gene smg, whose product is annotated as protein Smaug homolog 1. Gene Ontology annotation, cellular component: P-body. NCBI's taxonomy places the organism in Eukaryota, Metazoa, Arthropoda, Insecta, Hemiptera, Cicadellidae. The transcript is spliced from 12 exons. Gene Ontology annotation, molecular function: mRNA binding; protein binding; translation repressor activity. Gene Ontology annotation, biological process: negative regulation of translation; nuclear-transcribed mRNA poly(A) tail shortening; regulation of DNA-templated transcription. The record is from RefSeq and is a predicted model, not a curated record. Bases 225 to 1871 code for a protein of 548 amino acids.